CAGAUAAAUCUUAUAGCAGGUGAAGAAUCUGCAAUAUCAAAUAAUGUAUACAGUGAAAGCAGCGGGAACCAUUUGUCCUAGUCCUAGUAUUCAAACUCAUCAUAAUUUAUAAUCAAUUUCAAUUAAAAUAUAAUAAAACAAUGUUAUCAUACUAUGCUCGUCAUACUAAACUUAUUGAUCCAUACUUUCAAUCAUAUUCAUUUAUCCAAUGGUCCACAUUCGGUAGUUCGUUCAGAUCACCAUUAAAUUUUUCACAAUGCACCGAUUGUUCACUUCCUUUUUGGUUUAAUCAUAUAGAUAUAAUGAUUUAAUCUAGAUAGUAAUUAGAAAAAUUGACUUAUGUCGCAUGUUCGAACAGUUCAAUUGCACUGACUACCGGUAGCGCACUUUAUUCUGCGUUAGAAAAAGUUAGAUAAGGCCCAAUUUCGCUGCGAUUUUGUUGGGUUGAAGAGGAGAGAAAAAAGGAAGAGAAUUCCUAAACUGACCACGUCUUGUCUACAACGCACUCGGGCAGUCGGUCUUCAGGUAUCUAAAUAGCAGCUGCCGGUGUCAGCCUUUGUGAUUCUACCUCAUUCCUUUCUCCGCAACUGUAAAUUGACGACGUCAUCACCGCGGGGCAACUCUUUGGUGGCCAUUUUCAUUCGGGCCAGACGCAUCACGAGGUGAAGAGUCUACGAACGUGGCUCUGUAAAGCCAUUGCUCUUCAAAUUUUAGUCUUAAGUUUUUUUUACAUCACUUAUUUUCCAGUUUUGGUAAUCUGAUCAGUGUUGAAUUUUCGUGUCGUUUGCAAGGAUAAUAAAUCCAUCGAUACGCCCAAAAAAAUGAGAAUUAACAAUACUGCCGACAGUUGAAGUGAGUUAACCGAAGACAGUGCAGAUUUCAAGACGUGACCGGAAAAGGGGAAGUUUUGAAAUUUUGAGAACGACAACUUGAAUAACAGUGGAGGAAAACGUUAAGGAAAAAAUAUCGUGUACAUUUGUGCAACACUGGGAUACCUCGUACGUCGUAAAGACGUCGAAUUGAUGUCCGGGCAAAUUUCAAAUACCAAUUUAAUUGUCAUUUGUUCAAUUGUAUCCUCGAGUUUGAUGUAAUAUUAGUUCAGAAAUUUAAUUUAUUUCGAUUGAUCCAUGUCUGGAUUCAGCAAUGAGUGGAUUUCUUGAUGAUCAUUGACGGAGUUUGUAUCGACGCAUCUCGUUUUUGGAUUACAGUAUUUUUGUUUUCGAAAUGCGGAUCACAUCCUUACCAAAGAUGCAGUAUUACGACGCGACGUGAGGGAAAUAUUUGUUCACUCUGGUCAUGACCUGCGAAAGAAGAGAUAACGAAAUCGAAAUAUAUUGCGAUAGUAUUCGUAGCAGAAAAAAAAUAGAAAAAAAAAUUAUCACAAAAUUCCAGUGGUUUGACAUUCGGUAUAAGAUACAGAAAUUAAUCAUUUAGACAAGUUAGUAUCAGUAAAGUCGGUGGGCAGAUUUCAUCUAGUUUGAAAUGUUGGUUCCAAAGUUGAGAAAGUUAUCCCGCAUCUGGCCCAUUCUCUUAUCAAUCGGGAUCAUAAUUAGCUUGUUCAUCAUUUGGCCGAGGAGUCAGCCAGAAAAAUAUCCUCGAGAUGAUCCGGACUACGUAUCCCUGCGAUUACUGGAAGGUCAAAAGAGUUACGUGGACAAUCGUGGCAUUCAAGUGGUGGUUGGUCACUACAUCGGAGAUUCGGUGGACACCCUUCAAAACCCCAAUAUCACUGAAGAUUUAUUUUCAGAUCUGAUUAAUAAGAAUAUGUUCAACCCGCGACCCUACGAAGGAAAAGAUGGCAAUCCCGUAAUGAUACCACCUAAGGAUUUCCUACUCAUGAAGCAACUCUUCCAUAUAAACAGGUUCAACCUGAUGGCCAGCGAUCGCAUACCCCUCAACAGAACGCUACCAGACGUUAGAAAAAAAAUGUGCAUCUCGCGAUAUUCAGGGUCAAAGCAUUUGCCGUCGACCUCGGUGAUUAUAGUAUUUCACAACGAGGCAUGGAGCACGUUAUUGAGGACAGUUCACAGCGUCAUAGGCCGAUCCCCGAGGCAUCUCUUGCACGAAAUCAUCCUAGUCGAUGACUUCAGUGACCGAGAUUUUCUGGGAGCACCGCUGGACGAGUACGUCAAGCGUUUGGAGGUACCCACGAAAGUACUGAGGGCGGAAAAAAGGAUUGGUUUGGUCAACGCCAGACUCAUGGGGGCUGGUGAUGCUACCGGACAAAUUCUGACGUUUUUGGAUGCGCAUUGCGAAUGCACCGUUGGUUGGCUCGAACCCCUUUUGACGUCCGUCGCCGAGGACAGAAAGAGACUAGUCUCUCCAGUCAUCGAUAUCAUCAACGACGACACUUUCGCGUACACAAGAUCCUUCGAAAUGCACUGGGGUGCUUUCAACUGGGAUUUACAUUUUCGGUGGCUCACAUUGGGCGGUUCAAAACUGGAACAACGUCGCGGUGACAUUGUGGCGCCUUUCAAGACGCCAGCAAUGGCGGGUGGUCUUUUUUCCAUGGAUAGGGAGUACUUCUUCGAACUGGGUGGCUACGACGACCAAAUGCAAAUCUGGGGCGGUGAAAACCUCGAACUUUCGUUCAGAGCUUGGCAGUGCGGUGGGAGCGUUGAAAUCGCGCCUUGCUCUCACGUUGGACACUUGUUCAGAAAAUCUUCCCCUUACACUUUCCCAGGUGGGGUUGGAGAGAUCCUCUAUUCAAACCUGGCGCGGGUUGCUUUGGUUUGGAUGGACGAAUGGGCGGAAUUCUACUUCAAGUUUAAUCCUGAAGCUGACCGGGUCAGGGACAAGCAACAGAUCAGAGCGCGACUGGCUCUCCGAGAACAACUUCAGUGUAAAAACUUCGAAUGGUACCUGGACAACGUUUGGCCACAGCAUUUUUUCCCUAAGGAUGACCGGUUCUUCGGAAAGAUCAUCCACUCAAAGACGAAAGCUUGUCUGAUGCGUCCACCCGCAAAGGGGACUUAUGCGCAACCCUUUGGUUCCGCCAUUCUUGAACCCUGCUUUCCGACCCCCCAGCUUAUUCAGAUGUUCGUCAUGACCCCUGAAGGUGUGAUCGUCACCGACGAGAGCAUCUGUCUCGACGCACCCGAACGAGACACUCACCACGAAAAACCGAAAGUCAGAAUAACUGCCUGCAGCGGUCAGCGAAGACAAAAGUGGCACUAUGAUAUUCAGACGAAAACUAUGGUGCACAUUGGCUCUAAAAUGUGCCUCCAACCCGCCGCCAAAAAAGAGGAAGGUCUGGUCAUCUCGACUUGCAAUGCAAACGUGGAACAGCAAUGGGACUUGGAGGCCGUCCCUUGGAAGUAAAUCGACGAAUGGUUGAUAUUUUUCGUAAAUGAAAGCUCGGAAAACUUA
This is a messenger RNA of Athalia rosae (coleseed sawfly), 3369 nucleotides long. Its product is annotated as polypeptide N-acetylgalactosaminyltransferase 3. Gene Ontology annotation, cellular component: Golgi apparatus. The coding region runs from base 1483 to 3321 and encodes 612 amino acids. The transcript is spliced from 11 exons. The record is from RefSeq and is a predicted model, not a curated record. Lineage: Eukaryota; Metazoa; Arthropoda; Insecta; Hymenoptera; Athaliidae.